CGAAAAGUUGUGCAGUGAUGCUUCUUGCUGGCGGACAUGUUGGAUUUUGCGAUCGAGCGAACGGCGGAACAGUUUUCGAAUUCGAGUCGAGCUCCUGCAGUAGGGCUAAAAAAUCGGUGAUUUAAUUCGCGUCCUGGUCCAAUUUCGACGGUUAGGAUUUCAGGAUUCCCGGUGCGGUCGGAAGUUAGUGCGGAAAUAACGGUGGAACGGAUUUAUUUACGGCGGAAAAAAGUGUUUCAAUCCGGCUUGGUUAUUUUUCGGUGUCGCGACGAGGAUUCUUCAGUGUUUUCUUGUUUUUCUAGAAAGUUUUUUUUUUGGUCUGAGCGAAACUGGAAGAAUGAAAAUAGUGAAAGCUUAGUGAAUUUCAAUAUUGAUUCGGGAAGACAGUGAUUGUGUGAAAGAUUUUUAAUGUGAACAAAUAUUUGACAGCUGCAUUCUACCACAUCUAAAGUGACAAACCUGUGAAACAGAAAUGACGCGCAUAACGGAAACCAAGUCCGUUAAGGUGGACAACUGGGGUGUCUUUUUCCUGCAGAAGUUGCAAAACUUCUUCAAUAAGACCGAUCACUGCGACCUGACGUUGCAGUUCAAUGACAACUCGCAGCUUAAAGUCCACCGGCUGGUACUGAGUGCUUGCACCGACUAUUUCAACAUGCUGGAGAACACGUGCGAAAUGUACGACGAUGUGCUGAUCAUGCCACUGGAUCUGCAGGCGGAUGUGAUUGUGCCAAUUGUGAACUUCAUGUACACAGGGACGCUGGAGUUUCAGUACAACAUGUACGAAAAACUGCUGAAAACAGCACGAGAUAUGAAUAUGACCGUGCUAUUGAAGCUGUUGGAAGCGCAUAAGCAGACCACCAGAAUGGUACAAGGUGGAAGGCAACCGAUCGUGCUGAACAAGCAAGCUCCAAAUGCAAGACCCCGUUCUACCGCACAAAGUGGGGUAACUUAUCAAAUGCCAGCAUCCGUAGCACGAAGCUAUGGAUCGGUAAAACAAACUACACAAACGAGAAUGGCCCAGCGACCUAUGCAAGGCACUAAAGUUAAUACUGCACUUGCCACAAUAGCUUCAGGCUAUACUGCAAACAAGAGCAUGAGCGUUCCUGAGCCCAGAACUCUGGUUCAAAAGUAUGGAGCAGCAAAGGAAAGUCAACCGGGCCCCUCUAGAUUUGACGAAACUGGUGUCUCGGAAACAUUGGAAGGAGCAUUUGAUGAUAUCUCGUACGAAAGCAAACCUUUGGUGACGGCUGACCAAAUCAAAAAGGAAGAAGAAACAUCUCCUUUCGAGAAACUGCGAAAAGGAUACACCAAUGUAAGUGUUACAAAACGACCAGCGCCAGCUAGCUUUUCUACGCCUGUUGCGAAGAAACCCAAUCUUGAAGAGGUUAAAGAAUUCACGGAAGCCGCUAGACUGCGAAGCCAGAUUGCGGCCGAAGAUGAUGAUUCGCCAGGUUUUGCUGACGAUACUCACUUUGAUGAAGAAGAAGAAGAAGCGCAGCAACCGCAGCGACCCCAACAGCUUCCGACGAAGGCCAGUCCCCACACUCCAAAACAAAUCGUCAUCAAACAAGAGCAGAAAAGUUCACCAGGCUCUUCCGCAACUGUUAAACAAAUUACCGUCAAAGAUGAAUCCGGAAAUGUAGAUCAUGCAAAGAUCAUAAGUGAGGUACUGAAAAAGUAUCCACAUCUAGUGAAGAAAAACAAGAACAUCAAAUUGAAGAUCAUGCAAAAAACAUCUCCUGCACAGUCGUCCUCUGGGCAGCAAGGUCAUCAUGCAGGUCCGAUGAAAAUGGAAGUUCGUACGGCAACACCCUUGAAGGCAGACAUUUCAAUGGUUCGCAAAGCAACUGAGCAAGUGGCCCGUGCUCCGGCACCUGUUGCCACUUCCACGCCGGGUCCGAAAAAGAUUGAUGCUAAAACCAUGCAUGCAUUGAUCGCAAAGGGAGCGGAAAACAUGACCGGCCCUUGGCUGUGUCUACGUUGCGGCAUCGAUGGACGACCCAUCAGUAUUCCCAGUUACAAAGCCUUCCGCAAUCACUUGAUCGUUAAGCACAAAGAGAAGAUCGACGCACGCAUUUGCGAACAUUGUGGCUGGAAGGCCGAGCAACGCAAUCCCAAUCUUUUCUACCAUUGGCUGACGGAACACAAUAUCAAAUCUACUAUGAAAUUCCCCACUUGUGCGGAAUGUGGCCAUGUAGCAAUGAAUACAGCUGCUCUGCAGAAGCACGAGGAAGAAAACCAUCAGAGGGGCGAUCUACAGCAGUGCAUUUAUUGCAACAAAGUUUUCGCCAAGGAAAUGGACCUUUACGAACACAUGAAGAGCUUGCACAAACAAAGGGCACGCGAAGAUGGUGUCAUCGAUUUCUCGGACGAUGAAUACCACGUUCAAGAGGAUGAAGAAGUUUCUGGCACUCCAAACACGAGCCAGGAAAAGCAGAUUAAGGUUCUCUCCAACAUAAGUAUCACGAACAAUGCCGGAAUUCCGUUUGUCAUUGACCACAGGCAGGCGCAAACGGUGUCCCAAAUAGGAGGCAAACCGCAGAUCCAGUUGCAACAAAUUACACUUGAACCAUCGUCGGAAGCGGAAGCACUCAGUAAUGUGGCAUCCGGAAUUGCUACCAGCUUAGGAUUGGUAGACAGUGCCAACGUCGUUAUCGAAGAUCAUCACUUCCAGGGCCAAUACAUCGAGCACCAGAUGGCAACGGUUCAUGGCGAAACGGGGACGACAAACACGGUGACGGCCACCGGGCCGGAUCAGCUGACCAAGCUGAUUACCGAAGAUGGCACGGAGCUGCAGUUGACACAGAGCCAGAAGGAGGAAAUUUUCUCGCAGCUGCAGAACAGCGGAAACGGGCCGGAUCAGCUGACCAAGCUGAUUACCGAAGAUGGCACGGAGCUGCAGUUGACACAGAGCCAGAAGGAGGAAAUUUUCUCGCAGCUGCAGAACAGCGGAAACGGUGGCAAUGUGGUGAUGGUGCUGAACGACGAUAACUUCAUAGGCGGUGCUGGAAUACAGUUGGAGGAUGGCACUCAUCUAAUUUCAACCGCUCCAUCGGGCGCACAGGAUCAGAACAUCGUUGUAAUGUACACCCAAGCGGAGCAGGACCAAGGCACACACAGUUUAAUCACAACUACGGCACCAGUGACGACAACCGUAGUCGAAAACGCCCCCAGUGAACAAAUGGAACAUCACGAAGAAGUGCAGGAAGCAACAAAGUCCGCAGCUGUUACCGACCAUGAAGACGAAACUUCUCAAGCAUCUACGCAACCCUCGGAGAAAGCAUCGGAAAAGGACACCGAGCACAUGGAGGUUGAUCCCGAGAGCAGCCAGCAUGAGACUGAUUUGAGUGAAUCAGCCGAUGUCGACGACUCUAAACAUGCAGAAUAUGAAGAGGAGCAGAAGGCUGCCAAGGAACGUGAGAAACAAAAAUUAAUAUCUGAGCUCGAAGGCGAUUGGUCUGAGGAUACGGAGGAACAACCAACUGCUGCAGAACAAAAAGAAGAAACGAAGAAAUCAUCGCCACCACCAGAAAGCACUGAGACAUCAACAAAAAUUACAGGAAAGGAAGCAGCUAGCAAGAAAGAAACAGUCGCUGAAUCAGAAGCAGUCACAGAAAAGCCAAGUGAGAAGGAAAUCAAUCAACUGUUGGACGAUUGGAACAGUGAAAGCAAACUGACCGGGGCAGAAUCGGACGUUGAUCUGGAGAAAAAACUGGAAAAAGUCGUCGGCGAAAAGGGUGCGAAAGAUCUGAAAGAGUCGGAAGAAGAGACUCCCAUGGAGACUUCAGCGACCGAAGACAAAACGGCUGACACUGCAGAGAGCAGUAUGAAUGAAAGCGAAACACAGGUGGUGAUAUUGGCAGCGGCAGAAAGCGAAACUGAUACCUCGAUGAAAGAAGAUGCGGAUAAAAGUCAGGAGAGCCAAGAGGAGGAAUACCCUGCUUCCGAGUCCGAAGAAAAGUCGAAAGUAGAGAGUAAAAAGGAUGCUACUGAAGAAGAACAAGAGGAAUCAAAAGAAGAUGAAGAAGACAAAACGAAAUCGAAGGAAGUUGUCAGUUCCUUGCUUGGCGAUUGGGACGAAGAUGAUGAUCUGUAGAGAGUUGUUAUAUUCUAGUAGAAUAACAGAAAUACAAUAUAAAGUGACUUUUUAGAUGAAAAAGUUUAAUGUGCUAAUAUUAACUGUAGCAUACAAAGUUUAACACGAAUCGGUAAUAGCAUUACACUGUUACUAAUUUUAUAGAUCAAGUUUUAUGUCAUACAAGCAAUGUAAAACAAUCUUCUUUUCAGAACCUUUUCAAAUGACUUUUCACUAACCAGUGUUCUCUCCUUAGAAGGCAUUUUAUUAGAUUCGAUACUUGAAAUAAUAAAUAGUGUUUUUGCUAAUUUUCAUUAUUUUCAAAUUGUCGAUUCGGUUUUAUGGCAGGGAUAAAAGCCUACUGAGGCAAACCCAUCUGCAUAAAACAUCGCACUAAAAUGCCCUCUACCGACAGAACCGAUUUUAUUUUCUUUGGUUGGCGCCCUUGAUGUGUUACGCAGCCACUUUACAUACUCACUAAUCACUAUCAAAUUUUGGCUUGAAGGUACAUUUGGGGACCAAUGUUCCCAAGUGUUUCUUUGAUUGCAAAAAAAAAAAACUUCACAACUUUAUAAUUUUAAAUCAAAUUUGAUAAGUUUUUUUUUAGUUUAAGCGAUCCUGGAAGUACUAAAUAUUUACAUUUUCGUGUCGUUAGGGUGUAAGAUGAAAAUAAUAAAAUGGACCACUUUGUGAAUUGGUUGAAAACGUUUCAUUUGUUUAAGAGAUGAUUCUCGUAAAAAUGUAUAAUGUAGAAAUAUGAUGAAGAAAUAAACAUUUACUGACUGUAAA
This is a messenger RNA of Aedes aegypti (yellow fever mosquito), 4864 nucleotides long. RefSeq names its product centrosome-associated zinc finger protein CP190 (gene Cp190). The record is from RefSeq and is a predicted model, not a curated record. Gene Ontology annotation, molecular function: RNA polymerase II cis-regulatory region sequence-specific DNA binding; DNA-binding transcription factor activity, RNA polymerase II-specific; protein binding. The transcript has 4 exons. Gene Ontology annotation, cellular component: nucleus. Lineage: Eukaryota; Metazoa; Arthropoda; Insecta; Diptera; Culicidae. Gene Ontology annotation, biological process: regulation of transcription by RNA polymerase II. The coding region runs from base 473 to 4096 and encodes 1207 amino acids.